AUGGAGGAGUGCGGGGGCAUCCGCACGGACGGCAGCACCCUGCUCAGGGCCGUGCUGCUCGGCCGCCUGCGCCUGACGCGCCUCCUACUCGAGGGUGGCGCCUACAUCAACGAGAGCAACGAGCGCGGCGAGACGCCGCUCAUGGUGGCCUGCACGAGCCGGCACGCCGACGCGCAGAGCGCCGCCAAGGCCAAGAUGGUGGCCUAUCUGCUGGAGAACGGCGCCGACCCCGACAUCCAGGACAAGUGCGGGCGCAGCGCGCUCAUGCACGCGUGCAUCGCCGGAGCCGGCGCCGAGCUGGCGCAGCUGCUGCUCGCCGGCGGCGCCGACCCCAGCCUUGAGGACCGCUCGGGAGCCUCGGCCCUCGUCUACGCCAUCAACACGGACGACAAAGACACCCUCAAGGUGCUGCUGGACGCCUGCAAGGCCAAGGGUAAGGACGUGAUCAUCAUCACCACCGACAAGUCGGCCUCGGGCGGCAAGACCACGAAGCAGUAUCUCAACGUGCCGCCUUCGCCCGCGGACUUUGACGAUCGGUUCGCCCCGGUGAUGUCCCCUUCCGACAUCGAGCUGCGGCCCACGUUCUCCAACUCGCUGGCCACCGCAACGGAGGACGAGUCCUUGAUGAGCCUCCCGGCAGCCGGCGUCUGCGGCAGGAAGGGUACACCGAAGCACUGCGGAACGCCCAAGCUGCUGCCGCAGCUACAAAAGACGGUGGCUCAUGGCGAGGACGCAAAGAAGGCGAUCGUGUCUCUGGACGAGGAACUCUCCUCCAGCUUUAGCUCUUUGCUCACGAGCAGGUCGAGCGUGCUCGCCAGACACUUCAGCAUGGAUGUGGCGGACGACACCUUUCUGGGCACAUACACGGCCGAGAGGCGGCCGCCUUCCAGCAGAGCAGCGUCGUCCAUGUGUCACAGGUCGCCGCAGAUGGCGAGAAGGAACACCCUUCCCAUGGAAGAACUCACAGAGACCCUGACGCUUCCACCCGUGUGCAGCCUGCAAGAAAUCCUGCGGCAGAGACAGCUGGGCAUUAACCACUACCAUUCCGACACGCAGUUGCAGGCGGAGCCGAUGGCAAUACAUACCUUGGCGGGGAGAUUUGCGAUGGAGCAAAGGAAACGGCACAUGUCAAGCUCGCGUGAUUCGCUCGAUGGCUGGUGGCCACCGAUGGCUCCAGCGAGCGGCGAGAGGCGGGGGUCUGGUGGAGUUGGGUUCCCGGCGGAACAGAUGUCUCUGGUCGCUGCGAGCACCGAGCGCAGAGGGUCCGGUGGUGCGAACGUCCUCAUGGAGCAACUGUCGCACAGUCGGCCCAGUAUCCUGCCUCCUAUACCCAUCAGCGUGACUCCAACUGCUAGUGCGAGCACCUCCGAGGCAACCCCGGGAUUUUGCAAACAACCGCAGAUUUCGGUCAAACCUGGGGUGCCGACGCUGCCCUGUUCGCCGAGCCACCAAGAGGUGAAGGGCAAGAAAAAAUUCCCAAGGCGCCACUCCAUGCAGGUGGAGCAGAUGAAGCUGCUGCUCACGCACGGAGAUGGAUCUGGUGACUAGGCAACUCCCGAUUUUAAUCCGGGAACGAAACGUGACCACCCCUGCAAUAUCCUUCUGUAACCUUAAAAGAUAUCUUCGCAUACGAAAUGUAAAAUGCGUGGCUAUUGAGAGAAAGGGGAAGGGGUUGCGUUGCUGUGCUGGGAACGUGUGGGACUGUGCAAUGCGGUAUCCUAGUGUAUUAUUGGAAGAGAUGCGAGAGUGUAGAAGGAACUUUGUUUUUGUACGAGGCACUUUGUUGACCGAGGGCACAGGUUUACAAAUCACCCAUGAAACAAUAGUUGGGUCGAAAAGUUAACCUGAAAGCUGGGUCUGGGCAGAGCUGUUGGAAACACUUAAAAUUAAUAACACAAGUAGGUUAUUUAUAAAUCUUGUUAAAAAUUAUA
Messenger RNA from Lethenteron reissneri (Far Eastern brook lamprey), 1931 nucleotides. Its product is annotated as ankyrin repeat domain-containing protein 34C-like. Gene Ontology annotation, molecular function: protein binding. NCBI's taxonomy places the organism in Eukaryota, Metazoa, Chordata, Hyperoartia, Petromyzontiformes, Petromyzontidae. The record is from RefSeq and is a predicted model, not a curated record.